Molecule: messenger RNA, 1861 nt
Organism: Austrofundulus limnaeus
Lineage: Eukaryota; Metazoa; Chordata; Actinopteri; Cyprinodontiformes; Rivulidae
Molecular function (GO): protein dimerization activity
Source: RefSeq, a predicted model, not a curated record
UAUAUGAGCCCACCUCCAGACUCUAUGCCCAAAACCUCGGCGGUUGUCUCUCCAGCCCUGUCUCCAGUCUUGGCUCCUCCCAAAACCUCCCAGGUGAUGUUGAUUCAAGCCCCGGGGCCUCUGAAGACCAUCUCUCUGUCACAACUGCCCCAGGUGCUGCCGGUGCAGUCGUCCACAGGUCAGAGGAUAAUCCUGCAUCAGAUCCAGCCCGUGGCGGGGACUCAGUAUUACCGCCGGCCGGACGGGAAGCUGGUGCAGCUGAUUCCCAUCAGGCACGUGAAACCUGUGCCAACAAUGGCGCCGACGCAGACAGUCCUCCCMUCUUCAUCCUUUCUGAAACCAGCUGUGGUGACCCCGCUGACCGUUCCCCACCCCUCCUCCUCAUCUUUAUCUUCAUCGUCAUUUCCAGCGGCAUCUUCUGAGGUCCCCCCUGCUGCCCCCGCCCCCCUGCAGCCUAUUUCAGUUUCUAACCAACGUCCCUGCACCGCCAAACCCCUCAGCUCYGACAAAGACCCCGCCUUUGUUGCCCCACCCCCCACUCAGGCGGCGACAGCUCCACCCGACCCCCUCGUGACCCCCCUGAACCUAAGCAACGCCAAACCCUCYGAGACUCUAGAGUCCAAACCCGCCUCUGUAACAUCCAGUCCUGAGAUCAAAGAGUUCCGGCUCAUAAAAACAAAACCCCACCCGCCCCCUGCAGAUACCCGCCCCCUGAGCCAGGAAUCGAACCAGGAGCUGGCCCGCGACCGGACGGAUCUGGACAUCAUCAGCGUGGAUGAGGAGGCGGGGCUUUUUCUGCCGCAGAAGCGAGCGACCGAAGUGGUGGAGCUGAUGUCGAGCAGCGACACGGAGAACUCGUCGGACUUCAGGGAGUCGGACAGCGAGGAGGAGAAGCUGCACGCCGACAGCAGCGACGAGGACCAGGAAACUUCUCUGGAACAAACURCUGAUGAGAUAAACCGCCUCACUCACAACAUGCUGGAGAAGCAGCGCCGCAGCCAGCUGCAGCAGAGGUUCAGCCUCCUCAAAAAGGAGGUGGGGCACACCGACAUGUCCAAGCAGUCCACCCUGAUGAAGGCCACCGAGCUGAUCCAGAAGCUGCUGCGUCACGAGCAAGCUCUGAAGAGGAAGAAGAGGAUGCUGAACAGGAAGAGGGAUGAAUACAUGUCGUUACUCGCUCCAUCAUCAGCAGAGCAGAUCGAUGAUGAUGAUGAUGAUGACGUGGUGGAGGUAGUGGAGGUGGUGGAUUCAUCAGACAACGUUAUAGAAGUCUCAUCAGAUGAGGAGAAAGCUACCAGCUCAGGACUGAACCUGACGCCGCUCUCUAAAGUGACGGAGACGCCUCAGAGGGAGGUGAAGAGGCUGGAAAGCUUCAAGUCGUGUCUGAGUCAUGAGAAAGUCAUCAAAUCAGGUGAGGAGAAGCUGCAGCUCAGGACCAAACAGGAAGUGAAUGUGGAGGAGAAGAAGCAGGUGACCAAUGAGCCGCCAGCAGCAGGACUUCCUGUGGCUUCAUCUGCUGGAGACACUAAGAAGGAUGUAACACCGCCUGACCCUCAGUGGACAACUCAAGYUCCUCCCCCAUGUGCCGUGGGUGUGUCCAACUCUGUCCCUGCUCAUGCCUCCGUUUCCCAUGAUGCACCUGGAGGUCUGAGGCGGCCGAAGACUGUUCCCAACAUCCUUUCUCGCAGCAGAGUUCCACUUCGUCCGGCGCCCCUGGACAAACUGAAGGGUCCAACUUACCAGGUUCUGGCUCCGUCUAAGGUUCUGUCUCUGGUCAGGGGGACGGUGCUGGGGAAUCCCGUUCUGACCCUUAGCCCGGUCACCGUGGGGCCCAUGGUUCUGCAGGCGAACCCCCCACCAG